Molecule: messenger RNA, 1689 nt
Organism: Durusdinium trenchii
Lineage: Eukaryota; Dinophyceae; Suessiales; Symbiodiniaceae
Source: the annotation of a GenBank genome assembly
AUGAUAAGGGUGUUUUGGUUUGUUGGCUUGCCGUUCUCAUUCGGGCAUGGUCCAGAGGCCCGACCAGAGCGGCUGCACGAGGCUAUUGCACCAUGCCUGCUUCAACACGGUCAGACAUUGCGAGAGUCAUCGAAGGACGAGCAAUCAGCAAAGGCUUUGCGAGGGCAAAAACAGGAAGAUUCAAGGCGAGAGUUCCCGCUGCUACAAAUAGAUGCCGUUCAUUCGUCAACGAGGGCGGACCGGGUGGACCCGACCUUUUUUGGUGGCUUCUCAGAUGCUGAAUCGACUUUCGAUGUUGAUGGAAGUGAAGAUCAGACUGAGGUUCAAAUUUCAGAAGCGGCACGUACAGAUGAAGAUGAGAUUCCAACAGUUCGACCAGCACAAUGGUUUGUUGAGACGCCUUCAGCUGGACCCAAGGAGGCAUGGCAGACCUAUGAUGAAGAAUCAAAGGAUGCAAGUUGGCGAGCAAGUGCUCCGGAAUGGAGGGAACUGGACUUUGGCAGGACCAAGCAAGAUUGGGUGCCUGUGCAAUCCAGAAUGAAGAGCAGAUCAGAAAAGCCGCCGGGAAAGGAAGCUACUUGGUUCGACACCUCUGUCAAUCAGCAGGAUUAUUUUGGACGUCCAAGGGCGCCAUCUCCUGCUUCUUCCCAAUUCUACCUGGAGUGGAGCGAGGUGAAGAGGACUGCUGAAUGGAGCUGCGGACCGCCAGGCUGUACGGCGAACACCUCGUUGAAGGCAUUUGAGAAUGGCAAAAUGCAGUACGAGAGGUGUACCCUGUCAGUGAUGGUCAACCCUACAGACUUCGAUGAUGAGUACAAUAUCGAAAAGAUUGAGUGGAUAGUCAUCAACGGGAAAGAGGCAGUGCGAGACUUCAGUCCUCGUGCUCCCAAAGGUUGUGAGACCAACGAGCAAAUGGGAGCUCUCGACUCUGACCUGGAAGUUCCCUUAGAUGAUCCCUCCCUACUUUCGAGAGACAUCCAGAAGAGACGAAAUAAGUCCUCAAGUACCGGGCCGAGAAAGAAGCGCAACAUCACCGAUCUCCCUCUCUAUCCGUGCAUUCGUGACCUUCCACUGGAGGGCCUGGUUGGCACGGAUGGGCAUGUGAACGUCUCUGGAAAGAUCUCGCCGGCUGUGGAUGAAUGCCCUGUGAAUGGCAACCACCUGAGUGGGCUUGUGGUGAUGACCUGCUUCGCUCGUUCAACCACCACUAUUCCUCCGUCGACAACGACCACUACCACCUUCAAGGCACCUGAGCAGGUUCAAGAAGAGUUCAAGACGAGCGAUUCUGCCCGCUUUAGGUGCAAGGAUCCAGGUUGCAGUGCAGCCACAGUCUUGUCUGUGGACUUGUACAAUUUGACUUCGCGAAAAUGUUUUUUGACAGUGAGGGUCAACCAAACAGACUUUGACGAGCUUGAUGGCACCAAGGAAAGAAUUGAGUCAGUCAAGGUGAACAACAAAAUCAAGGCUGCCGACUUGAAGCCUGGGAAGAACCCUUGCCAUGAGGCCAUAGACACUGGCCGUGGUCGCCGCAACAAUGAGGAAGCAACUGUGAUUGACAAAGAGGAUGUUACAAACGACAUACAUACUGGGCUGCUGGUCCUUGAGCUCAAGAUUACAGACAUGGUUGAUGAAUGCGCUGUAGAUGGGUAUCUUCUUGAUGGCGAAGCCAGUGUGUCUUGUGAGGGAUAG